Messenger RNA from Spirodela intermedia, 1839 nucleotides. The record is from the annotation of a GenBank genome assembly. NCBI's taxonomy places the organism in Eukaryota, Viridiplantae, Streptophyta, Magnoliopsida, Alismatales, Araceae.
AUGACAUUCAUAAUAUUUUAUCAUCUAAGUUCUAAUACAUAUUAUGUUACAUAUUUUAUUUAUAUUAUGAGACUACCACCACUUGACUUUUAUGAAGUCAAGUGGUGAUUCUCUCACAUUUUUUGAUAAUUAUUUGAAUACAAAGACUUAGGUGAACUCUUAUUAUGAGUUGGAAGUAAUAAAAGAAGCGCAAGUCUUCAGCCCAAUGAAAAACUCAGGUCUUAUGGAGAGGACCGACCUAAUAUGUUUAUGGGCUCUAGAGAGGGCAUCAUCUUGGUCUAGCCCAUUUGGACUUAAAAAGACUAUCAAGAGAUAAGAUUUAGGCUGUUCAUCUUAAGAUGCCUUAAGAUGAUAUAAAAAAAAACCAGAGUGUCACCCUCAUAGAAUGAUUUGGACCAUCCACCAAGAGAGUUGGUUAUUGAUCAUAACCAUCUAUUAGAGGAGCCUAACUCUCGAGAAGAUUAAGUCAUCUCACCCCCCUCUUGGAGAAUGUUUUUUGGCUCUCUCUCUAGUAGUGGCUAGUCAAAGAAAACAUGAGGGAAAUCAAGGCCUAGUCAAUGGCAUUCUCAUGCCCAAGAUCAUCGUGGAGAAGAAAUUACUUAGAGUGUAUCAAGAUCAUCACGGAUCAAGCAUCACUCGGCCUAAGACUGACACACAAUGAGGUUUGUGCAAGAUUUAUAUUUGAGAUGUUCUUGUAAUCCUCUCCAUUGAUAGAUUAACUUUUAAUUCAAACUAGUUUUAUCAUUUAUUUCAUCAUUUUAUUGUAUUAGAUCUAUUCUCUUUCUUAUGUCACAUUUUUCAUCACUCUUGUUUUCACCCUUUCACAUUUAAUUCUACCCUUUGCAAUCUCAGUGUAUAUAUAUAUAUCUAUAUAAGAAAUAAAAUAAGUAGAAUUCGUACUCUCAUUACCAACGCUCCUUGAGGAUUGACUAUUGUUUAUCUUAAAUAGAAAAGUGAGAUUUUAUAAAUAUUAAUUACCUAAACUUGGUUAUAUCACGACAACAUAUUUAACCUUCAAAUUCAGUUCGUCAAUGCACAAAUUAUUUUUGGACAAAAAAACUAAAUCUACUUAUGAGUGUCAAAGAUGGCUAAAUCUAAAUAUGAUGGAAGUAGUUAAAAAUAAAAUUAUUAAAUGGUUAGAGGCCAAAAACUCAUAUCACCUUAGAGCCAAGUAAGGUUUUCGUAAAUAUAUGUCCCUACCACUACUCUUAUUUCCAAAAAUGAAAUUGGGAAACUUUUACAUGAGAUGUGAAAAUCAAGUACCAUUUAAACUUUGUCAAGUCCAUAUGUCAAUCUGGUCCUUUUGGUAAGAAAAAAAGGCAAUAGCUAAAAUUUUAUUUGGAUUACAUAGGUCUCAAUAAUAUCAUAACGCUAAGCAAAUUCUCAAUUCCCAUUGUUGAAGAAUUAAUUACACAGUAUAUUGUCCAAACUUGAUACAAAAUCAGGUUAGUAUCAAAUUCAUAUACAAAAGUAAGGGAUACCUAAGAUUGAAUUCAAAACCCACAACACUUAUUAUGAUUUUUUGUCAGUUUUUAUUUGGACUAAAAAAUAAUGUGAUCAUUUUUCAAGUUUGAAUAAAUUGAAUUUUUUAGUCAACUAUUUAGAAAUGUUUUAUUAAUGUUCUUUGAUGUCAUUUUGGUCUAUAACUUGGAUACAUAAACACAUAAUAAACACUUGGCUCAGGGUUUUUACUUUAAGAAGACCAGUUUCAUAUAAACAUAAAAAAAUAUAUUUUUAUGAACACAUAGAUCUAGUGUUUUGGGUAUUGGGUGUCAAGUGAUGGUUUGAAAGUUGAUGAUAAAAAAUCGAAGGGAUGAUAAACUAGUUGAACUCUACUAA